GUUUUCUUGUAUACUGCAGAGUUCGGGGGGUUGGGUUUCCAACAGUAAAUAUGUUCAAACAUUUUUUUAUAAUUAAGGCUGGGGGUAGCGGGGAGAAGGGGUGGUACCACUUCGGUCCUCGGUCGUCCAGCAAAGGGAAUAGGAAUUUAUUCUCUCUUGGGCCGUCAUCCAUCAAAGGGUGGAAAGAAAAUUUCUUCUUUGUGGAUGACACCGAGUGGAGUAGGAGGGAUGCCGAAGUAGAACAGUUGUCUGCUUGGAAAGCGAAGAAAACCAAGCAGAACAACUAUAAGUUGAAUGAGGAUGAGGUGGAGGAGGUGAAGAAGCUGGUGAGGGAAGAUGGGGACGUAGUGGAUAUCUUGUACCUCACCAGCCAGGAGGCGAUAGAUGCUGCUUCUGAGAUGGAGGAGUUUACCCAUGCUGCUGGGGGGCUACGCAUCCCCAAGAAGCCAAGGAAGAAGUCAACGACUUCAGCUGCGGCGAACAGAGGGGUGCCCGAGAGAGAGCGCCUGCCCAGCACUUCAGCUCGGGCCAUGGAGGUGCAGCCAAGGCCGGAGCCUGUGAUGGGGGGCAGCGAGGAUAAAUCAAUCCUGAGAUCCAGGAGAGGGGAGAGGCCAAGGUGCGAGGCCAAGGUGCGAGGCCUUAGUGGGGGCAGGGAGCGCACCCCACCCCGCGCGUACCAGAAAGGUUUGUUUGAGGCGACAAACAUGACUGGGGCGAAGCACUUUCUCAACGCUACGCUUCCUGACGUGGAUAGGAUGCAAGCGAAGAACGAGGUGCUUAGCCAUGCGGGGUAUACCGUGGUGAGGCAUGCUCUAGAGAGUGCGAGCUGGACAAACGCUCUAGCGCAGGAAUAUACAGAGAGCGUUAGAGAUCGUGCCAGCUUGCAGAGGCAAUGCGAUGCCCUGCGAAAGGAGAAGGAGGAGCUCCAGAAGGAAAAGGGGGAGUUGCAGAAGAAAAACCAACAGAUUCAGGGGAGGCUGGAUGAGGUGACACCAACAGUGGCCGAGCUCCAAAGUGAUAACAGUGUCUUGAGCACGAAACUCUCUCUUGAGGAACGUAAAAGGAAAAUUUGCGAAGAGAAGGUCGAGGCUCAAGACAAAUAUAUUGAGAGCCUGAAGAAAGGGGCAGUGGAGCUGAAGAAGAACGUGGAGCUGUUGGUGCACAACGGAAUGGAGGGACAUAUUGGCAACUUCCUCAACUCCAGCACCUUCGAGGACAUCCUCAAGCUGUACCGGCUGCCAACCGCCAUCCUGGCCUUCACGGACUGCAGAAAGAAGGUGAAGGCUCAGUACCCAGAGGUGGACGUGACAACGGUCACCUUUGGGGAACAAGAGGAAGGAGUGGAGGAAGAUGGCGAAAGUCUCUGUGCGGACUUCCGCCCUCAGAUUACUUUGAGGUGGGAGCGUGAUGCAGAGGGGCGCACCAUUUUUCCUCCAACCUUUGAUGCUGAGUUGGUGGCUGUGGAGGGAGGAGAAGCAGAAGAAGAAGUGCAAGAUGCUGGAGUUGAGGCGGCAAUGGCCGAAGUGCAGCCUCCAGAAGUGCAGCCAAUCUCCUCUGAUGAGGUGCAGCUGCUGCCCCCCCCUGAAGCAGAAGUGCCAGUCCUGCCUGCUGGAGACGAGCCACUUCUACCGCCUCUUCCUAUUGAGGAACAACCUCCUCCUCCAACAGAGUAGCUUAGGUUUUUAUUUUGUUAGUGGUAUUUGUAAAUAACAUUUGUGGAGAUUUUAUAAAAUUUUUAAAGUUUU
Rubroshorea leprosula is the source of this 1745-nucleotide messenger RNA. The record is from the annotation of a GenBank genome assembly. NCBI's taxonomy places the organism in Eukaryota, Viridiplantae, Streptophyta, Magnoliopsida, Malvales, Dipterocarpaceae.